GGGAGCGGGGCUGGGGCCGCCGGUGCCUCGGGGAGGCUUCAGCUCUCCUGUUUAUUUCUAAAUGAUUUUUGUCUGAACUCUCUCCCACCCCCCCUUUUUUCCUCUUUCUGAUGGAAAUAAGUGCCAAAAUGCCCUCAUCCCGAAAAAUUGUUAAAAACAGCCCACAGCGUAGCCAGUCAAAGUAGAAUAUACCGCCCUUAACGUAAGUGUAAGGGUUGAGUGUUCUGGAUUCUAGUGUGCUGUGCGUGCCCUCGGAGGCUUAUUUGAAAGUUGUUUUUUUUAUAUUUUCAUUUAUGAAGUAUGAUAAUAAAGAGAUGUUGUGCUUUUGAUUCUAGCGGGUUUUUAUUGAGUCCGUUUAACGGGAAAAGGGGAUGGUAAUUUUUUUUUUUUUAUUCAAGGCAGUGCGUACAGAUAAAACCAAAGCUGAUGAUCACAGGUGUAUGUAAAUUUAAUUUGAGUCCUCACAAGUGCUUUGAGGAAAGUAAAAAUGUUUUUCCUUUUCUUUAGGGUGUCGGCAACAGAAGUGAAUGACAAUUCUGGUACUUUUUAGUUCCAAACAAGAUGAAGAUCCCCUCUUUGCUGCUGAGAUUCCCUCGCUGUUAUUUCUCCAGAAGAACUUACUCCGUGAACUUUGGCUUCGCUUCCCGAGCAGAUUUCCUGGGUGCCCAGUCUCUUGAGUCAGCGCACCGCUGCCAUACAAAAUGGAUUUGUUCAUCGAAUUGUUUGAGGAGAGAGCUGUGCCAGCAAGCAGCCCCUGAGCAGCAAGCAGAGGGACUUUCUGACCGGGAGCAGAGACUUGUAGACAGACUUUACCAUGGGCUAAUCCAGCGCCACAGAGCCUCUUUAGCCGAAGCCAUUACACUCAUAGAAUCAACUCACAGCGGAAAGAAGAAAGUAGCCCAGGUGCUCCUUCAGAAGGUAUUAUCGUACCACAGGGAACAAGAAAAGUUAAAUCAGGGAAAGCCACUUGCCUUUAGAGUGGGGUUGUCUGGUCCUCCUGGUGCUGGAAAGUCAACCUUUAUUGAAUGCUUUGGGAAGAUGCUUACAGAAAGAAACCACAAAGUGUCUGUGUUGGCUGUGGACCCUUCCUCUAGUACAAGUGGUGGUUCCCUACUGGGUGAUAAAACACGGAUGACUGAGUUGUCAAGAGACAUGAAUGCAUACAUCAGACCAUCUCCGACCAGUGGGACACUGGGAGGUGUCACAAGGACCACAAAUGAAGCCAUUCUGCUCUGUGAAGGAGGAGGCUACGAUAUUGUUCUUGUGGAAACAGUAGGUGUGGGCCAGUCAGAAUUUGCUGUGGCUGAUAUGGUUGAUAUGUUUAUAUUACUGCUACCACCUGCAGGCGGAGAUGAAUUACAGGGCAUCAAACGGGGCAUCAUUGAGAUGGCAGAUCUGGUUGCUAUCAAUAAGGCUGAUGGUGAUUUAGUUGUGCCUGCCCGGAGGAUCCAGGCUGAGUACAUCAGUGCUAUGAAGCUGCUUCACAAGCGUUCAAAAGUUUGGAGGCCAAAGGUGAUGCGCAUCUCUGCCAAAACUGGGGAGGGCAUCUCGGAUGUGUGGGAUAAAAUGAGCGAGUUCCGGGACCUCAUGCUCACAAGCGGCGAGCUGCUUGCCAAACGGCGGAAGCAGCAGAAAGUGUGGAUGUGGAACCUCAUCCAGGAAAACAUGCUGGAGCAUUUCCGGAGUCACUUGGCAGUCAAGGAUAAGAUCCCACUUCUGGAAGAAAAAGUUCUCAGAGGAGUCUUGUCUCCUGGGCUGGCAGCAGACCUGCUGCUGAAGGCAUUCAAAGAUGGUCUCUAAGCAUUGUUUUCUACUCUGUUCUUGACAAGUGCUUUAUGUAAACGUGAACAUUAAAUACACUUUUUCUAUGUGGGGGUUCAGAUGUUUUGCUGCAGCAGAAAUGAAUAGAAAACCUAUCCAGUACUAUGCAAAAGAAUUCUGUUGGAUUCUGUAUAUGCAGUGAUCAUGACAAUUCUAAACACUCAUUAAGAGAUUACUACACACUAUUGGAAAAAACUGAAUUUCCAAAUCUUCUAUUUCUACAUGCCAUAGAUCUGUUGAUAAAAACUGGAUGCCCAUGUGAAAUGAUUGGGUUUGGGGAGGGCAGGAGAGUGAGGUUAGUGGUGGUGCAGGGUUUGAUUCUCGUGGGGUCAUCUCAGAGCAGUUGACACUGCGGCUUUCCAUUCUAAUAUAGCAGCAGCUGUUGCCAGAAUGGAUUGCAUUUUCUUUCCUCACCUUGAGUGACAGCAAAAGCAUUGCACUGCCUGACAGCACCAGACCACAGCCUUAGUUUUAAAUAAAUUAUAUGACUAUAAAUAGAACACAGUGGUGUUUGGUCCCACUUUGGAAGCUGUAGUUAGUUAUUACACUGUACAGUAGGAGAAGGGAAUUUUAACCAUCUGGUUUCAAAAUAGAUGUUUCAUUAAAGAGCAAAAUGUAGUCAGACUUUUUUUUACAUGCAGACAUCAGAUUGGACAAAUUUUACCCAUGAUAGCAAAUGUCUUUAUACUAGAAUUAUUUGUCUCUAAUGUUUUGUGGUUUUCUGAUCUAACUUAGGUUUUUUUGGAUUCAAACAAAAUGGCCAGUCGUGUUUGGUAUUUUUUCUUUACCUCUUGCAGAAGACAGGACUGCUUCCAACCAAAAGCAUGUUUUAUUUUCUAUUUUCCCUUUCCUGAUCUGUGAUCUAGAAGGCAGAGCUCAUCUGGUACCCACUAAAUGUGAAGGAUAAAGUGGAAAAGUGCUGAUUUUUGGAGACCUGACAAUAAAAAUAGUAAAACAGGAGAAUUUGUGAGCCUGGUACUUAGAUAAAUUAAUUUUUAAAGAAAUAUCUUGGAAGUGAUAAUUUUCACAGUUUUGAUUUUCUGGACAUGCAUGUAAAAAGGUAUGGUGACUUUAGCUCAAUAUCACCUGUUUGGCUUCUAGCAACCCAAUUCCAGUAUAGCAGUAAAUUGGGUUACUUAAAUCCUCUUUUUACCUUCAUGGUGUUUGUUUUUUUUCCAGUGUUUUGUUCCCCUCAAAAUAUUUUUUCUUUACUUUUCCCUUAUUCCAGUUGUUACAUAAUGAUCCCUUUUGCCUGCUAGGCACUGUUUGCAGUGAAACACUAAGGAAGGGCAUUGUGAUGUUUUGGGGGCCAUACAGCUGAGGUAUUUCUUUGGUGAGAAAGUUUGCACUGGGGUAGCCGUGUUAGUGGUGUCCACAACCUAAAUUGUCAGAACUUCUGCGCUCUGACCACUUACUCCUGUUUCUUAAUCGCUACUUUGGGGCUGCUGCAAUCAGUUACAAAGAAGCAGCUGAAGGAAUGUAUGGAGUACCAGAAAUACAGUGACUUUGUUAUGACCAUGCUGAAUUGUGAGAGAAAUGCAGUGCUUACAGUUUCUUUUUUAUUUAAACAACCUCUAUUGAAUAUGACAGAGAGUGCCCAAAACCAAAAGCAACGUCUUGUGUCCUUUGCAUCUUUUCAGCUUUAAGUACUGACUGUAUUUUUUGGUACCUUGUAGAUGAAAUGACAGGUAGGAAAUGACUGCAGCAGCAUUCUAACCAGUAAGUUUUCAAUUUUUUGAUAGUCCCUUUGUUUCAGGUGGCAGUUUUUGAGGUGACCUCAUUUGUGUUUAUCCGUUAGAUCAAACCCUUAUUAUAGUUAUUACUACUUCUGUCAGGACUGCUCAUGUCUGUUAUACAUGAGCUGCCAAGUAAGUAAAACAGAACCGGCAGCUUUGUUUAAAUGACACCUGCUCAUGCAGAAUAUGUUGUACAGCUUCUUCAGUAUUUAUUUUCUGGAUGCAGAUCUACUGAUCCACUCAAGCCGUGGGCUAUCAUUUUCUCAUUUUGUUGCUUUUAUAAUAUUAUUAAUUUACAAAUGAACUCUUAGCAAAAGUGCAAUGGCUUAAGCAUGUUCUUUGAACUGCAUUUUCCUCAUAUAGCAGAGCAUUAAAUGAAAAUACGAUUUGCCUUCUUUAUGUAUUCAGUUAUGUCUUAUGCUUCAGUAGAUCGAGUAAUAUCCUUAGGAGUGUUUGGAAAUGAAACAGUAAAUGAGGGUUCCUGUUUUGUUUUUCAGUGAUUCCUCUACCAAACUGAAAAGCUGUCCUGUGUAAACUGUGAACUGAGCUUUCCAUGUGCUAAUGAAAUCAUUUGUUUUACAGCCUGUAAAAUUUUGCUGUGAUGUGGUUUGGAGCGAACUGCUGCUCAGUUUGUGCAGUUUUGUUCAUGUUCUCAUGGGCUGGGCAGAUGCAUUGUUUUUAGAAGGACUGCAGAGCUUCAGCUGGUCAGCUACACUUCUAUAAAAAAUCCACUAUGUCCCUAGAUAGGGAAGAAUGUUUCCAGCUCAUCAUUUUUAGCUCUGUGGAUUAACUUGGCUAAAAUGCAUUACAAUACUGUUAUUCAAGUAAACAGCCUUCUGAAAAAAGAUAGUAAACAAAUCUGUUGAGUAGGAUGUUGACAUAUUCUUAGUUUCUGGAGUUGUCAAGCUGCUCUCAUGUUAACACUUAAACCCACAGCUAUUGCAGAAUAGUAGGGGAAAAUAAUAUAACUUCAUGAGAAGCCAAUAGCAAGAUGAAGUUUGUAGCUGGAGGUAUGACAAACUGUUAGACACACGAGUAUGGAGUAAGGAAUAAACUGGUUAGAUACACAAAGUUGUUUUCUACAAGGUCUUGCAGUUGUCUAUAAGUGUGAAAGUUUUCCCCAGGUCCCUGUGUGAUAGAGGUUGCUGGUGUUUCACAGCUGGGGAAAACAAGUGUGGUGAGAUCAAGUGAUUUACCCAGGACUCUGAAACAGGUCAGAGAGUGUAAGGGUUGCAGUUCAGUAGUCUUUACUCUGAGCCCCACGUAUAUUUACAGCCACGUUACUUAAGGUUGGAAAAAUGCUCUUAGCAAGUUCAUGCUCUUAGUGUGACUUAUUCCUUUCAUAUCUAAUCUCUCUGUUUUCAGUGACAGGACCCAGUGACCCCUUCUUGACUACUAUUCUGUUGUAAUGUCCUGCUUUAAGUAAUAAAAAACUUUCCUUUGAUAUCUAAUCUGCCCUUGCCUUCUGUAAAUGCAUUACUUCCUGUUAUGCAUACUGCUUCAGCCUUUAUGUUCUCCUCACACAUUGCUUAUUUGUGCAAUCUGCAGUGUGUUGGCUGUUUGAGAUUUUGGGGCAUGGAAGUUGAGGAAAGCUAAAGAAUACAAAGGAACUUUUUUUUUUUUUUACUGUAUGCAAGCUCCCUUCCUAAAGUUUUCUUUUGUAAUGUGGCAAGAUUCAAUUACUGCCUUGCUCUGUACUGGUACAAACAUCCUUAUUUCCUUUUUAUUUUCCUUUCUCAGAGUGCUCUGUUGUUCCCCCUUGGAUGCAGUCAAUAAGUAACAUACUAUAUGAGUUGAAAUGAGAAAAAUGUUUUUACAGAGUUUAGUGCUUCUGUAGUUAUUCCUGCUGGACUGUUCUAAAACAUUUAUAAUUUGAUGAAAGAUUGAACAAAAGUUGAUAAAGAGUGUAUUUAAGGAAACAUUAGUGUGUUCCUUGGAAGAGUUGACAGUCAUCAGUGCACAGACCGACUAGCAACAGGAUUCCUCUUCGGAAAACCAGCUACUCCACAGUCGUAUUCCUUACAGUUUAAAUAAAAGCAACCCAACCUUCUCAUAAUGGAACAUUACCAGCAUUUGUAAAUUGAGAAUAAAAAUUUCAAAAUUAAAAACUCAGAAGCAAUUAGAGUACAUACUUAGAAUGGAAGGAUGACAAAUGUGCUCUGUUCCCUCCUGUCAUACUAAGGUAUGGUUCAGCUGAUGAACAAGGAAGGAAAAGAGGGGCUGACGUCCACGACAGUGUAUGGAGAAGGUAUAUUAUGGAGCAGCAAGAGGAAUGCAUAUUUUUUCUCUAUUUUUCCUCCCAAGGGAGCAUGAAAAUUAUCUUGGAUAAUUCACUGUGAAGCCACAGAAACUGAUGUGAGUGACAAUGUUUGCUGUGUGAGGCUUACAAAAAUUAUAAAUUGGACUCUGUUCCUAUCUUUUGGAUUUGUGUGUUGCAUGGGACCAUGUGGUGCUUGUCCUUUGGCACUAGGUGGGUUUGUUUGUCAUUGUGCUCUAAGUGGGGAAUAGUUAGAUGAUCUUGUAGUUUGAGUAAGAGGUUGUUUACUUAUAACAACUUAAAAGCUCCACAUUUCAGAAUGUAUGAUAUAAUUCCUGUAUUUUUCCUUAAAAUACUAUGGCAAAAUGAGUUCCUGCGCUUUAUCACCGUGUCUUUGUUUCCUCUUAUGUCUCUUCCACUGGUAGAGUAGCCUAUAAAAGCUUUAGUUAUGCACCUUUUAACAUUCAUGAAGUUAAUCUGGAACUGACAACACUUCUGCUUUGUUUCUUCAAUUGAAAGUGACCACUGCAACCUAAAGAUUACAGCUUGUGAGAAGCCAAAGGCUUUUGAAGCUUCAGAGGCCUGGGCUGACCUGCCCUGUGAGGCUGCAAUGGCUGGGGAUGCCGCGGUGUGCCUAAUGAGAAGUUGCUGCACGAGCUGUGUGGCUGGGAGCAGGGCACACUCACACUGCUAAAGGUUUUCUCCCGGCCCUGAAUCUGCGAUCCUGUUUGUAGUUCUCUAAUUGCAGCCAGCAGAAGAUAAGGGUGAUGUUGGUUUUUAUGACUUGUUGCUUAGCAGCGUUGAUCAACAAAAGUACAACCUUUUCUUUUGCUGUAACCUCGGUGAACCCGGGCUUGGACGGAGCUCACCAGCGGGGAACAAGGGUUUCUGAAGCUGUGUGAAACUCCUGUGCUGUGUCUUGUUAGCAGCAUCUGAGGGAAGGCAUCUCUUCUUGAACUCUUGGUUACCUUUGCCCUUUACUCCCCUUUCUCUCUCUCAUCAAAUCUUAGAAGAAAGCUGGCAACGUUCUAGAAAGGUUUGGAGAAUGGGAAAUACAGGGACAAGUCAGCUGUACUAAGACGUAUCCUGCCUCUUUUCAGGAAGAGCAGCUAAGCUGGUUCCCAGUCUGUGAUGUCAGACCCUCCUCUCAUGGAAGGAGAAAGACUUCAGCCAUCACAGUAAGGUCUCUUCUUAUUUAGAGAAACUUUCCUAGUAUUUCAAAGUAGGCAAAAUUAUCCAUAGAGGAAAGGGCAAUUAGGGCACUAAGAAUUUCUUGGUUUACAUAUUUUAGAAGGGAUUUCACAAACUGAACCAGAAGUGGUAUUGAAUGUGGCUGAAAAUGAUUGAGGGUCUGCACUGAAUGUGUGCCUUUAUCUGAUCAAACCUGGCAAAGCCUGUAAAAUAAGAGCAAGGAGUAAGUUGCUUGUUUCACCUUAACUCUAAACUGUAAAUUGUUAGUCUGACUGGACAAAGGCUUUUUAGUAACACCAGAAGCUGCAACAUUUAAUGUGCCUUACCACAUCAGAAGCUUAAACCAGGAGCUUUUACUGUUGCUCAGAUGUUUGUCUUUCACACCGAGAUCUGAAUAAGAAACAGCUGAGUAUUUGUAUACUUUUUCUGCCAGAAAUGUUGUUAUCCUGAGCCACCUUUAUGCUCAUGGACACUGGAUUACUGUACCUUGUCAGUGUGGUGGUUUUCUCCUUUCCACCCUGUCACCUCCUGCACUGACUUCUCCUCUUUAUUCAUUGGUGGCUUUUCAGAGCACUACAGGUCAAUGUGUUAAAAGGUCAGCAUGUGUUUCACAAGCCUGUUAAGCUCUCGUGUCCCUCCUCUUCUGAAGUUUAAAGAGCAACUCUGCUGUUCAGCUAUCCCAAUCUUGUAAAAUUCGUGGAGAUUACUAAUAUUGCUGUAAUUGCUUAAUUGAGAUCAGAUAGAUCAGAUGUUCAUUCCAGAAUAGGCAGCUACAUAAGAAACUGGCUUCUGCCCUAAGUGCCAUGUCAAAAGCCUGGCAAGUGCAUGGUAUCUGGCAGAGCUCAAUCAAGUCAUAAUUAGAAGUGGGAAUGGGAAUUACAUUGCAAAUAUUGUUGGUUUGUUUUUUUUUUUUUUUUGGUUUUUUUUUUUUUUUAAAUAUUGCAUGAAUCUUAACCAAAUGAUCUACCUGGAAAUCCUGACUGGUAUGUGAGACUGAGAAGAAUGACUUUUCAUGCCCUUGCUUGAUGAACAUGUUCAUCCAAACAGGAUUUCUUUAUUUUGGGCUGUGAGUAUGAUUUGUCUGUCUUCACUGAACAACAGCUGCUAAUAUUUGAUAUCUUCAGGACUCAAAAGAAGAGGCUGAAGUAAUGUUCUUAACUUCUGAUUUACAGGAGAAGUGGGGAACUCAGUAUCAAUAAGCUUUUAGAAACAGUUUCAGUAAAAGUAAGAAAACACUUUUUUGUUGUUUAUGAGUGGUACGAUGCAGCAUUUAUAACCAGACUGGUUCUUUCUGUGUGCAGUGGCAAUAGAAACUGAUUAUAUUUGAAAAUUUGUGUUUCAGACUUCAAAUAUUGUUGUCCUUCACUUUUCCUUUUCACUAUCCAUUAGCAUAUGAUAGUCUUAGAAAUGAAGGAGUCUUUAAUGUGGGCUUCUUUAGUACUGUCAUUUCCACACCUGCAACAAUGGAGCAGAGCAGGCCUACUGUACAGCAUUAGUAUGGCUAAAAGCCACUGGAUGCUUUAUUUCUGUACUGACAUUAAACAGGUAUUUUGAAUUA
Molecule: messenger RNA, 8563 nt
Organism: Taeniopygia guttata (zebra finch)
Lineage: Eukaryota; Metazoa; Chordata; Aves; Passeriformes; Estrildidae
Source: RefSeq, a predicted model, not a curated record